This is a messenger RNA of Penaeus chinensis, 1724 nucleotides long. RefSeq lists its product as uncharacterized. The transcript is spliced from 2 exons. The record is from RefSeq and is a predicted model, not a curated record. NCBI's taxonomy places the organism in Eukaryota, Metazoa, Arthropoda, Malacostraca, Decapoda, Penaeidae. The coding region runs from base 419 to 1528 and encodes 369 amino acids.
GGAGUAAAUUGUAAAAUCUUUAUUAGUCACUCCAUCAAGAGAAGAAUUUUCUCUUCUAACAGUACACACGCCGUUUUCUUGUAUUUACGAUCUAAUUCCUUACACACCUGAUUGAAUUACACAUAUUAGAGUAAUAUUUGAUCUGGAUUGUAUUAUGUUUUAUAAGCUAUUGGUUGUUCAAGUACAUAUAAUAUAGUUUUUUCUCCGGUCCUGCAUUGAAGAAAAGAACACGUGGAGUUCUAUGCCUAUCUCGGAAAGGGUGACUGCGUCCGAGUGUGUAUUAUAGUACGCAGAUAAUAAAACUACUUAUAUACACGGUUUUUGAAGGAAGGUUAAACAGCGUAACAGGUGCACUGGCGAACAAGAGAGUCAAAGAGAGAUAAAUAUCAUCUACCCAGACACCGGAGUCGAAGAACUAAUGAUGCUGACGGAAGAGGAAACCCCAAAAGAAACCGGCCUUGUCGAAGAAACAGGAGAAAUGGCCGACGUCGAGGAAGCAAUAGACAGAAUCGAUGAAACUAUAGACAUCAUCAGCGUAAAGGGAUCUUGUCUGCCUCACGUGAUGAUUGAGUUGGAAGGUAUUCCAGUUUGCUUCGUGGUAGACACUGGGUGUGAGAUGAGUUCCAUUACCAGAGAACAAAUGACAAGCUUGGGUUUUGAGGAGAGCGAUUUGGUGAAUACCAACGGCACUUUUCAUUUGGUUGUCAGUGUUAAGAUCAAUAAUUAUAAGUUUGUCGAGCUUUUCUACGUUUUGAGCAAUUUUGAAGACAACUUGCUUGGUCUCAAUAUUCUUGCUAAUUACUGUUGCAUCAUAGAUUUGGAUAAGGACACACUAACUUUCCGAGAGCUUUACAUGGAUGCUUCAUGGGACCUACGAAAGACCACAGUGAAUAUUCAGGGGAAGGACGUGGAAAUGGAUAUUGACACAGGCGCUGAAAGCUAUAUGACCGGCACCUUGAGUCUGGCAAAGGAGCUCAACUUACCCCUGAAGGCUAUACAAGGGUAUUCCAUAAUUGGUGUGGGUUAUGAAGUGGCUGUUCCAUAUGUGGCCCCAGAUUUGUGCAUUAAGGCAUUCGGUCGUGAGGUGCACGAUGCCUGGUACAAGGUUAAACCCGACGAAACUCCAGAGGGAUAUAAAGAUCCUACACUGGGAGUGCCAUUCUUCUACGGACUGCGUCUGCUGUUCAACCCGGACGGGUCUUUUGAAGUAAUGGAACCAGAGACGGAGGACGUGAUGAGAAGCUCAGAUGAGCUAAGUGAAGAGAGGGAAAUCUCAACAAGAGGAGACACCUCUGGAUCUAAAACGAUACCCUCUGCGAUAGCCAUGGACAAGCCUCAGGGAUCGGAUAAGGAAGCCACCAUGACAGCCACAGAGGACCCUAAGGAAUCCGAUGAGGAAACCACAGUGGUAGAUAUGGACAAACCUCAGACAUGUGAUGAAAAACCUGCAACGAAAGCUGCAGAAAAGCACCAGGAAUCCAAUAAGGAACCAACUGCAACAGCUGCAGAAGUGCCUCAGGGGAUCUGAUGAGGAACCCACCAGGGAGACCACGAAAUCGCCUCAGAGAGCUGAUGAAGAGCCCACCACAGGUGCUGAAGAUCUUCGAGAACCCGAUAAACCAAUGCCCCCAAUAUGUGUGGGGGAGUGAGAAUGGGUAUGCGUCUGUAUCAGCGCUUGAGUGUAAAUCUAGGUCAUUUACCCCCCCCCCCCCCCACUCACACAC